AUUUAUCAUCUGUAUGUUUUGUGCGUGCGUGCGGUUCGUCGGCUGGCAAACGAACGAACCGGGGAUUGCGACUGUACCGAAAUAAUUAUUAUUUUGCAAUAAAAAAAUCAAUUUACUUUACACGGUUCUAAAUACUUCGACACAAAAUGCGUGUAGCUUUUAUAAUUGUUUGAUAGUAUUGCCAAAAGCCUGACGUCCCGCAAACAGCCAAAAUGAGUAACUGGGCUAGAAGGAUGCAUCGACGAGCUGCUACAUUGAGCAAUGUGGUUACGUCUUGUGGGCAUCCAAACUCUUUGCCAUACCCAAGAAGAUUAGAGAAAGUGAAGUUUGGUGUUCCUCUACAUGAAGUGUGCAAGGAUGAUAUCCCUGGGCCCUUGCUUGUGCUGAUACUGAAGCUGAACAAGGAGGCGCCGCUGCGGCGGGACGUGUUCCGCGCGCCGGGUCACCAGGGUGCCAUGAAGAAACUGAUUCACUUCCUGCAAACCGGCCGCCUGGUCAAUGUAGAUAACUACUCUGUUUAUACUAUUGCUAGUGUGCUCAAAAAAUUCCUCAGGAAAAUCCCUGGUGGUGUGUUUGGCCGAGAUGGUGAGAUGCACCUGUUCACAGCAGUGGAACUACCUGAGGAGCAGCAAGUUGAUGAAAUUCGCAGAUUGCUACUGUCGCUACCAGUGUGCACGCAGAGGUUGUUGGUGCUACUCUUCGGCACGUUUCGGGUGAUGGCCUCCAACGCUGACAAAGCAGGUACAGGUAUGACAUCCGAAGCCCUGGGCGUGUCGGUGGCCCCAUCAUUUUUCCACUCUUGCGUGUCGGACGGCAAAACAGCUACAAUGGAGGACGUUCAGAGAUUCAAGGUGGCGACCCGUAUCAUGCGGCAGCUGAUAGAACAGUUCAGCGCGGGUGAUCUCUUCGGUCGAGACAACUACGAGUAUUACGCGCGGGUGACGGGCCGGAUACUCAGGGUGAAGGACGAGUGGAUCUGCUCCUUCAGAGACCCGCCCCCGCCGCGGCACCAUCGCGACCAGGAGGCUUAUGCUAGACAACUGUCUCUGGAGGCCGAAAAAACAUGGCUGCAAUGCGAGUGCGAUCGUUGGGGCAACAAAUUUAAUUUAGAAGGGCUGUCGAAGUCGGAGGAGUGCCAGUCGAUGCCGGCGCUGGCGGGCGGCGGCGGCGCGGGCGCGGCGGGCGGCGUGCUCGGCAUAAUACCCGAGCACAGUCUGCUGGACUCCUGCACUCGACUGUCUAUAUCGCUUGAGGAGAGCGUUUUUAAAGUAUCAGUGAGCUCGUCAUCUCAAUCGUCUCGCAGCAACUCAAGUCCCCACAUGACCCUGGAAGAGUUACGCGCCAUCAACAAAUACGCCGAGAGCACCAAGAGCCUCUCCUACUUACCUCAGGUGCACGAGCGGCAGCGCGCGCGCAUGCGCACGCGCUCGGAGUGGUUCCUGCAGCCCGCCGCGUCGCUGGACGCCGGCCGCGCGCAUGUCGCGUCAGGUGGCGAGCGGCGCAGUUCGCGGCGUCGGUCCCGGCGCGCGCGCGUGUGCGGCGGCGGCGCCGCGUGCCGCGCGCUCGCGCACUCCGACACUGAAGUCCCGCUCGCUCUCCAGCCUCGUAAAGUGACCGCCUGACUGCGCCACGCGCGCUCCGCCGAGGACACCAGGUAACGCGCGGCUCCCAUGCGAUGUCUUAUGCCACUACACUAGCUCGUAUACUAUAGCCUGCCAAAUACCUGCGUGACAUUACCAUGCUCCGUAAACAGCGGAUGUAGGCAUCAGGGGUUGUAAAGGGCAAUUAAAAAUGAUCCUGUUGGGAGUGUUUAUCUUGAGCCGUCACUGUUGGCGCUAACCUCCCACGUGAUCCAAGGGAGUGUCACGUACGAAUUUUCCAGUUUAUAGCUACUAAGUGCGGAUUCAUCCCCCAAAAACUAACCUCGGCGCCAGCUGUCGAAAAUUUGUCCUGAGCACCAAAAAUAGCAAUAAGUAUUUAACCUAGGAAAAACAUAGAUGACCAAUAAAUUAUUCCUUUAGUACGAAACUAUGAAGUUUAUGCAUGGUGUACAGGACAAGGUUUUCGUUUAUGCCGAGGCGCUAAAAUGUGAAGGGAUGAUCCAAUAUUCAAUAUUGAUUUUAGUAGCAUUAGACUAAAAUCAUAGUAUUUAAACACUCCUUCGACUGCUAACUGCUACUCUGUGUAGUAGAGCAGUUCUUUCGAAAACGCUUAAAAACAUUACCGUUCCUAAGAAGUUGUGUAUCAGACGUUUAAUACGGAAAUAUGGGUUGAGUAUCACUGCCAUUCGAUGAUGAUACAAAAAUACUGAUGCAAAGUAGGAACCGUAAGGAAAUGUGUUAAAAAAGUUAAGACUAGAUAUACCCAUUAGAUAGAAGCGUUGCGUUGUCUGUCAGUAUUAUCCGAGGCUCGCCACCUCUAGCUAGGGUAGUCCGGCGCGAAACUUUCUAUUAUAAUUCGUGGAGUCUUGUGGCUGUUGUGCUGAUUUACUAAAUAUAUGUGAUAGAGCGUAGGUUCUGCGAUAAGGAGUUUGUACAUUUUUAUAGCUGAUGUCGUACGCUUUAGGCCAAUUUUUCAUUUUUUUUCUCAUUAAAACGAUAUCAUCAUAUUUAUAAAUAAAAAUAUACCACGUCGUUUUUCGAUUUUUAUAUUCGAUGGAAUUAAAUGUCAACCCAAAAUUAUUGAGCUCUCUAUUUUAUAAAAAAAAUAUUUCGAUGUUGCGUGAAUAUUAAAUUAGUAUAACGCGUUUGUUUAUCAGAAUUUACUUUUCUGAAGUCUGUUGAAACUCGUUUCUACUAAUGCAUCACACUUGCGCGUUUUUUGUAUGCACACAAUUUAAUUAUACACAAUAUUUUGAAAUAAGAUAUGCAAUCUUUUCUGUGCCAUGAAAAAUGUACCUAAACUAAAAUGUCAAAGUUUUUAAUAUCAAGUUUUGAAAGAAGAUAAAAUGUACUGUAGUUAUCCAAAUUAUUACAUGUUUGGGGGCAAGUGUUGCUAAUGUCAAAUUAAUAUUACGACUAAACAUUCCUGUAUAUAAAUGGUUAGUUUAUUUUUACGUCGUAGAAUAAUACUUUCCUAACUUAGUUAAAAGUUUAUAACGUGUAGAAACGGCAUUAUUAUACUUUUCUUUGUGCAUUUCUUUCUACCUCAUACACGUUAAUUUCUCUGUUAUUACAUCGUUCACGCGGUAGAUAGUAAAUUCUGCAAAUUUCAAGUCAUGCCAAAAUUUACUGCUUACAAUUGGCUCUAUAUAAAAGUAUACAGGUGUCCGCCAAAAUUUGAGCCAGAUAGAAAAGACUGAGCUAUGUUUAGAGACGUUUAUCUUACCUAACGAACAAAUGCGGUUGAAAACUAUGCAUACAUAGUUCUCGAUUCAGUCACAUUCACAUAUUGCAAUUAUAAUGUUGUCUAUUAUUGAAUAGUACAAAAUGACAUAUUAUACAGUUGUCAAGUUUUUUAAUAAUGGUUGUUUUGUAUCUUUCUGUAAAUAUCUACAAUUGGAUCUUGAUAAAUUAAUAUAGGUGCUAGUUUAUUCAGAAAUCUUAUGAGAAAAUUCAUUUAGUUAUACCUAACGUUGACAUUUAAAUAUUUAAUAUUAUUUCCUUACAUCAUAACAUAAUUAUUAUUUUCACAUUAUUAUGUAGGUAGUUAUAAAAUAUAUAAUGUUAUAAGUUAAUAAGACUCGCAAUGGAUCAAAUGUUUCUUUUUUGUUAAAACAUGUAUAUAAUUUAGUUAUUAUUGGAGUAACAUGUGUCUUUGUAUGCACAUCAUUCGCACAUUAAUUAUUUUUUAUAAAAUGUACCUUUUAUUUGUAAGAUUGUAUUCUAAGACUGUUUUAGGUUAAAUUGUUUCAAUGCAGGUCAAAAGCAAUUUUCGUUAUGUUGAAUAAUAGAUAAUUGUUUGUACACAAGAAGUGUUCAGGCUUAGUGCCUGAUUGCUAAUGUAGAGGUUUGUGUAUCGAAGGCAGCUCAAAGUAAUUUUAUAUUCGUUGUGUAAUUACGUAUUGUUAAGUAUUAGCACUCGGCUAGCGGUUACAUCGCUGCUAUCCACGGCUACGUCAUGGCCAUAUUUAGAAGUACUUUUUGUUAUAUUUCGUUUUUAUUUUAUCACCUUUAUUAUAUAUUUGAAUAUAUCAGGU
Helicoverpa armigera (cotton bollworm) is the source of this 4138-nucleotide messenger RNA. RefSeq lists its product as uncharacterized. Gene Ontology annotation, biological process: signal transduction. The transcript has 11 exons. Lineage: Eukaryota; Metazoa; Arthropoda; Insecta; Lepidoptera; Noctuidae. Bases 213 to 1622 code for a protein of 469 amino acids. The record is from RefSeq and is a predicted model, not a curated record. Gene Ontology annotation, molecular function: GTPase activator activity.